Molecule: messenger RNA, 765 nt
Organism: Knipowitschia caucasica
Lineage: Eukaryota; Metazoa; Chordata; Actinopteri; Gobiiformes; Gobiidae
Source: the annotation of a GenBank genome assembly
AUGGCUAGGAAGUCCCUGUGGUUCCCCUCUCCUUGUGGUGGUCCCUGUGCUCACCUCUCCUGUGGUCCCUGUGCUCCCCUCUCCUGUGGUCCCUGUGCUCACCUCUCCUGUAGUCCCUGUGUUCCCCUCUCCUUGUGGUGGUCCCUGUGCUCACCUCUCCUCUGGUCCCUGUGCUCCCCUCUCCUGUGGUCGCUGUGCUCACCUCUCCUUGUGGUGGUCCCUGUGCUCCCCUCUCCUUGUGGUGGUCCGUCCCUGUGCUCCCCUCUCCUGUGGUCCCUGUGCUCCCCUCUCCUUGUGGUGGUCCCUGUGCUCCCCUCUCUUGUGGUCCCUGUGCUCCCCUCUCCUGUGGUCCCUGUGCUCCCCUCUCCUGUGGUCCCUGUGCUCCCCUCUCCUGUGGUCCCUGUGCUCACCUCUCCUUGUGGUGGUCCCUGUGCUCCCCUCUCCUGUGGUCCCUGUGCUCCCCUCUCCUUGUGGUGGUCCCUGUGCUCCCCUCUCCUGUGGUGGUCCCUGUGCUCCCCUCUCCUGUGGUCCCUGUGCUCCCCUCUCCUGUGGUCCCUGUGCUCCCCUCUCCUGGUGGUCCCUGUGCUAACCUCUCCUGUGGUCCCUGUGCUCCCCUCUCCUCUGGUCCCUGUGCUCCCCUCUCCUGUGGUCCCUGUGCUCCCCUCUCCUUGUGGUGGUCCCUGUGCUCCCCUCUCCUUGUGGUGGUCCCUGUGCUCCCCUCUCCUGUGGUCCCUGUGCUCCCCUCUCCUGUGGUCCCUGUGCUAA